This is a messenger RNA of Arabidopsis arenosa, 1608 nucleotides long. Lineage: Eukaryota; Viridiplantae; Streptophyta; Magnoliopsida; Brassicales; Brassicaceae. The record is from the annotation of a GenBank genome assembly.
GAGCUCAAACCAAAAUCGAGUCUUCUUCUAAGUCAAAUUGAAAUCAACCUCGCGCAAUUGUUCUUUGCUCUUCUUGAUUCUUCGUCUUGCUUCUCCAAUUUCAUCUUCGAGAUUAGUCUCUUGAUUAAAGCUUCGUAAAUGGACUACGAAGCAUAUGAUAGCAGUGGAACUGAUGAUGAUCUGCCACCACCGCAUAGGGUUCCACGAGGAGGAGGAGGAGGAGGAGGGCGUGUGGCUGGUAAUGGAAGACCUUUGAAUCUUCCUCCAUCUUAUCCAAAGAUAUAUGAUGAUGUUGCUGCUGAUAUGGAAGCUCAGAUUCACCAGAUUGAGAAGGAAGCAUAUAUCUCUGUUCUAAGAGCCUUUAAAGCUCAAGGAGAUGCUAUUUCAUGGGAAAAAGAAGGUGUAAUAACUGAGCUACGUAGAGAGUUGAGUUUAUCGAAUGAGGAGCAUAGAGAACUUCUAGGUCGUGUUAACGCAGAUGAUACAAUACGAAGGAUAAGGGAAUGGAGACAAUCUGGAGGAAUGCAACCAAGUGUGCGCAAUGCUGCUCAAGUGGUUCACGACACAUUGCCAAGCCCUUCUGUUUCAGCUUCUAUUAAGAAGCACAAACCAAACCAGCCAAUUCCUUCUCAACCAUUCGCCACUUCUUCACCUUCUUUUCAUCCUCAAGCUGAUCCCACUCACCCGUUUGCUUCAUCGACAGCCAAACGGGGUUCUGUUCCUAUUGUGAAGGGCAAAAAACAUAAACCAGUUUUUCCUGGUUCGUCUUCCACAAAACCUGUCCCAUACCAUCCUUCAGAUCAACCUCCACGAGGACAAGUCAUGAACAGAUCUGUUCCUACCAGUUUAAGUGAACCCACAAACGGAACCGAUCCUGAAUCUUUUGUUGGUAAAAGAGUUAGAAUAAAGUGGCCUGAAGACAAUACAUUUUACGACGCUGUCAUUACCAUGUAUAAUCCAGUUGAGGGUCGCCAUUCUUUAGUUUAUGACAUUGCAACAGCUCAUGAGACAUUGGAAUGGGUUAAUCUCUCAGAGAUAUCUCCUGGGGAUAUAGAGUGGAUAGGAGAGGAUCCUGGGGUUGGUAAUCGAUAUGGUUAUAACGGACAAGGUCAUGGACUGAAUAGAACUACCGGACCCAACAGUAUUCCACAACGAGGAAGCGGUUUGGCAAAGAACACUAUCAGAAAGGAUUUCAGAACAUCACAGAAUGGAACUGGGAAAAAGAAACAUCUCGAUAUACGAAUCCGCCAAACAAAUGUCUUAAUCAGAGAGGUGGAGAGAGUUCUUGGUUCACACAAUCCAGAUCCCCACGAAGUUGAAAGGGCUAAGAGAAUUUUGGAGGAGCACGAGCAUGCGCUUGUGGGCGCAAUUGCAAAGCUUGGAGAUAUUUCAGAUGGAGAAAACGGCAAGUUUUUAGUUUGAUAUAUCAAGCAUUUAGCAUAUCUGAGCCCUAUAUCCUCAGUGAUAUUCCUCCCUUUGAGCAAGUAAUGACGAAAAUGCUUAUAAUUUCAGAUCAAAUACAUUCACUGAAAUUCUCGCUCUCUGUUCUUUUCUACAGAAGGUGUGUUUCGUCGGUAGCUUAUAUUUGAAUCAAGCAAUUUUGCCAAG